Messenger RNA from Penicillium cataractarum, 1458 nucleotides. RefSeq names its product putative mitochondrion biogenesis protein (She9) (gene she9). Bases 1 to 1458 code for a protein of 485 amino acids. NCBI's taxonomy places the organism in Eukaryota, Fungi, Ascomycota, Eurotiomycetes, Eurotiales, Aspergillaceae. Gene Ontology annotation, biological process: inner mitochondrial membrane organization. The record is from RefSeq and is a predicted model, not a curated record. The transcript has 2 exons. Gene Ontology annotation, cellular component: mitochondrial inner membrane.
AUGCAGUCCAUGCCAUUGCUCCUGCGGCAAUCGCUUCGGUCUAGCCUACAACUCACGCGCACAACCACCCGACCGGUGCAAGUGCCUCAUCUCCGCCCGACACCUCCGAGCGCUUUUCCCGCAAAGCCGACAACUCGCAGCUUCUCUGUUUGCCUCCAAUGCCAGUUUCGACGGCUGCCGGGGUCAUACUCCCCCCUCGAUGAGAAGGAUAAGACAGCGGCGGAGAUAGAGAGGAUCGUUCAGGCUUCGAGGGAGGGUGUUGUGCCUGAUGGUGGGCCAGGCACGGAUGCGGCUGCGGGGAGUCCCCGUGCGAGCUCUACGGAAACCGACGUGCCUUCAGUAGAACAGGCACAGACGAAGAUAGAUGAUAAGAUAUUAUUGGAAGGGAUUGGGCCUGAGGAAGGGCGAGGAAAGGCGCAGAACACAAUUGCCGAGGGCACGCAGACUGGCGGGUUACCCUCCUACUUGGAGAACCGGCGGUCACAAUUGUCGAAACAAUUCACUACGAUGAUGGAUAAUCUGCAAUCCAACGUCUUCGUAGCUGGACAGCGUCUGAACGACCUGACCGGCUACUCGGCUAUCGAGGCCCUCAAGAAGGAUAUCCAAAUACAAGAAACCAGACUCCGUACAGCUCGCGCACAUGUUCGCAAAGCCAAGGAAGACUACACAGCCGCAAUCAACAACCGCUCCACCUCCCAGCGCGAAGUCAACGAGCUUCUCCAGCGCAAGCACGCCUGGUCCCCAACAGACCUGGAGCGUUUCACCCUGCUCUACCGCAACGACCACACCAACGAGGUCGCCGAGACAGAGACGCAGGAGGCCCUGUCUCGUGCGGAGCGUGAGGCUGAAGAGGCCGCUGCAUCGCUGAAUAAGAGCAUUCUCUCCCGUUACCAUGAAGAGCAGGUGUGGUCUGACAAGAUCCGCCGGAUGAGUACCUGGGGUACAUGGGGUUUGAUGGGUAUGAACGUGCUGCUCUUCCUGAUCUUCCAGAUUGCAGUCGAGCCAUGGCGGCGCCGGCGACUCGUCAAGGGCUUCGAGGAUAAGGUUGUUGAAGCGCUGGAGAAGGAGAAGAGCCUGAACCGCAUUGAAGGUGGUGUUUCUUCGUCAGCGGCUUCUGCAAUCCUGCCCGAGGUCAUCGAUUCUACCGUCGAGUCUUCUAUUGCCUCGAUUGAGUCCCCUGCCGCGGAGACUGAGGAGCCUGCUGUUAUUCCCGUGGUUCCUACACCCGAAGCUUCACCCCUCCCUGAACCUAUCCUUGAACAAUCUCUCUACUCUCGCCUUGCUGGCAUCACCUCGCCGCCAAUCUCUCUUGAAUACUGGCGGCAGGUACUAGAUGAGCUAUUCAGUGAACGCGCCGUGGCCACCUCGCAGCGUGAUGUUACCGUGGCUGCUAUGCAGAGCGCCGCAGCCGGUGCGGCUGUGGUGGGCUUGGUGAUUGCUCUCGUGAGACCUCGGUAA